AUGUUUUCGUGGAGUAUUACGAAAUCCGCUGAGGCGAUGUUCUCACGGUGGGCUGUAAAGCGUAUCUGCAAAUUUUUGCUCAAGAAGAAGUUGGGCAAGUUUAUUCUUGGGGAUAUUGAUCUUCACCAGCUUGAUGUUCAGCUCGGUGCUGGCACAAUUCAGCUCUCCGAUCUUGCGCUGAACGUCGAUUAUGUAAACGAGAAGUUGGGAACAGCGGCAGUUCUUCUGAAAGAAGGGUCUGUCGGGUCACUUACGGUAACCAUGCCUUGGAAGGAUGGUGGCUGCCGGGUUGAGGUGGAUGAGCUUGAGAUUGUUCUUGCUCCUCGUGGUGGUGAAUUUUGCCGAUAUGAACCCGACACUGCCAGUCACUGUAAAGUCGACAGCAAUAGUUCCAGCCAUGGUGCUAAAAAGCAAGACGCUGGGAGUCCGAACAGUGGAGUUUCUGUUGAUGUUCAUGAAGGAGUUAAAACCAUUGCCAAAAUGGUGAAGUGGUUGCUAACAAGCUUCCACGUCAAAGUUAAGAAACUUAUUGUGGCAUUUGAUCCGCUUCUGGAAGAUGGAAAUGAUAGCGGGUUAGGCAGAAUCUUGGUGCUUCGGAUUAGUGAAGCAGAGUGCGGAACACAUAUUUCUGAAGAUGAUUCGUCGAGCGGUUUCACCACAGUUAAUAAUUUUCUUGGUUUCAGUCGAUUAACAAAUUAUGUGAAAUUUGAGGGAGCAGUGAUUGAGUUGCUCCACGUGGAUGGUCUUGAUCAUCAGUCAUCGCUUGAAUUUCCCACCGAAACAAGUGCUGGCAACUGGUUUUCAGGGUACUGUUCAUCUGGUAACAUGACUACGAUAAUUUCUGGAGAAAAUGGAGGUUUUUCGGGAAAUCUGUCGUUAAGUUUACCGUGGCAAAAUGGUUCAUUGGACAUCCACAAAGUGAAUGCUGAUCUUCAUUUGGAGCCGCUUGAAAUAAGACUUCAACCCAGCACCGUCAAGUGUUUCAUAUUCAUGUGGGGCGUAUUGAAAGGUGUUAUUGACAAGAGCAAGGAUCCAGGUCAUCAUGAACCAUCAGAUGAUUUGUCAGCUCCAAAUUCUUGUGUGGGUCUUCCUGAAAAAAGUAUAGCUUAUAAUGGACGCUUGAUUGCCAAUAGCUGUGUGAUGGAGAAGGAACCGGCACAUAAUUUUCUCUCAGAAUCGCAUCUUAUAUCCGAUUGGGUGAGCAGAAGCUCGAAAGAUGCAAAUGAGGAAGAACCAGAUUUUGGAGCAAGUGUGGACCAAUUUUUUGAGUGUUUUGAUGGACUAAGAAAUUCACAGUCAGCUUUGGGGAAUAGUGGCAUGUGGAACUGGUCAUGUUCUGUGUUUAGUGCAAUAACUGCAGCUUCCUACCUUGCCUCUGGGUCUGUACAUGUCUCGUCUGAGCAGCAGCAUGUUGAAACCAACUUUAAUGCGUCCUUAGCAAAAGUAUCUCUCCUUUUAUCCUUCCUCGAUGAAGAUCAAAAUCAGUUCUCCAAAGUGACAGAUGAUAUGGCCAAUACUGGUUCUCAAAGUCAUCGUAUGUGCACACAGUUCAUCGAUUUGUUUCUUACGGUGCAGGUGGGCCCUUCAGAAAUGAACUUCGAAGUUAUUGUGCAACAUAUUCAACUUGUUGAUCACUUGUGCUCUGAAAGUAACUCAGUGGGUUCCAGUGUGCAUGGAUAUAAUGACAACUCUGCUAGUGAGGUUGCCUUGGUUCGGAAAAUGCAAGACGAUGUGCAAGGCGCUUUUUUGGCUUUUCAAGACUCUGACAAAGAACACGGAACACGCUAUCGGGUUAAUCAUUUGAAUAAUAUUUCUCUGAACAUGAAGGAGAUCAAUAGAUGCCGUCACUUAAUAAAUGGAAAAGAUAUCUGCGGGAAAGAUGCCAGUGUAACUUUGCUUAAGACCUCAGGUGCCACUCAGUGCCAUGUCAAGAUAAACUUGGGUUCUGCUGGUGCCUCAAUGAUGGGGCCAACAAUUUUUACAUUGAAGUUGCCGCAUUUCGUUUGCUGGUUUAGCUUUGAUCCAAUUACCAUGAUGCUACAAUUUCUGAAAGAUAUGGCAAAUUGCAUGGAGACAACUCUCAAGGGGAGUAAUUAUGUGCCUGAUUCAGAAGCUAUGAAAUGUGGAUUUUUCCCUCAGAGUGAUGAAAUGAAAAUUUCACAUGCUUCAACUGAAAGAGUUGUGGAGGGUCAUGUAUUCCUUCUAAAUGCUAGGAUCUUCCUGAAUUUUCCUCCCAAGAACCAUAGAGAUCUUUGCAGCAGCUCUUCUAGCAGACAGGUUAUUGCUUUUGAUUUUAUAUCAACAAGAACUUGUGGGAAAGAUGUCCAAUCUUCUAAGCCACCAGCUUUUGCAAGUUCUGACAGGAGGCUCACCGUGACCACAUCAUGCUCGUUGAAUUUUAACGUAGGUGACUUUUAUCUCUUCUCCAUUACCUCACCUUUAACACAGAAAACUGUUGGUAGCGAGAUCUACAACAUGCAGGACGCUAGCUUUUCUGUUGAGAAGAUUAUUUCUAUUGUGAACAGAACUGGUCUGUCUAUCAUUAGUAUGUUAUGGCAAGAAGGCCUUGCUACUGGCCCUUGGAUAGCAAAGAAAGCCAAGCUUUUAGCUUCUUCAGAGAAUGGAAAGAAAGAUGUAAGAAAAGGCUGCGAGUUUGCCUCGGUUACAACUGUUAAGGACAACAAAAAUUUUGAAGCUCGUUCUCGACAAGAGAUAAUAUCAACUUCUACAUUUUUACUUCAUGGGAAAUUACCUCCUGUAACAAUCAGUCUGGGAAAAUCUCAGUAUGAAAAAAUAAGUGGCCUCAUAACUCAGGUGUUCGAGCAUUUCUCAAGUGUUGCUUCUGAAUCAGUUACAAUUGGGGAGGAACACUCUGUAUCGCAAACAUCAAUUCUUGUGGAGUGUGAAUCUGCUACAUUUACCAUGGCGAUUGAGCCAGUAGGUGAUGUUUUCUCUACAUGUUCUGAACUUCCCGGUUCUUGGUCAUAUCUGACACUUCAAGUCAACAAGUUUGAAUUACUUUCCGUAUCUAAUAUUGGUGGAAUCAGAAGUGCCAAUUUCCUAUGGGUGGCCCAUGGUCCAGGCAGUUUGUGGGGUUCCAUUACUGAAGGUGUACAUCGUGAGUUUCUUCUGAUAUCGUGCAGUGAAUCUACAAUGGGUCGUGGAGGUGGCGGAGGUUCAAAUGUGCUAUCUUCUCGGUAUUCUGGUUCGGACAUAAUUCACUUCUGUGAUCCAGAGAGCAACCAUAAUUCUCUUUCUAUUACUCUUAGAGGCGCCACUAUUGUGGCAAUCGGGGGUCGCAUGGAUUGGUUUACUACUAUAUUUUCUUUCUUCAGGUCACCAUCUUCCGAACUAGAGCAAACGGGUGGUGAUUGUCGGGACAAGAAAUGUGGGUCAUCCUUCAUUCUUCAUUUGGUUGAUGUUGGUUUGAGUUAUGAACCGUACUUGAGAAAACUUGCAGUUCCUCAAGGGUCAGAUACAUCUUCUAAUUGGAGCGCCAAUGAAUCUUUAGAAGACUUCCAUGUUACUUGUAUAUUGGCUGCGUCUUCCCUGAAACUUUCGAAUACUACUUUGGUUGAUUGCAAUGAAGGGGAGUAUAAGAUUCAACUGCAAGAUCUUGGUUUGCUCGUUCGUAUGCUUCCGAAAUCUGAGUUGUUUGGUAGUAAUUACAGUGUAGAUUCUCUUCGCAAGGCUGGUUAUGUGAAAGUUGCAGAAGAGGCUCAUACUGAGGCACUCUUUAGGACGAACUGUGAGAACGGCCAUUCAUGGGAAUUAGAAUGUGGGGACUCGCACAUCGUUUUAAAUACAUGCCAUGACACGACAUCAGCAUUAAUUAGAUUGGCUGCUCAACUCCAAAAGCUAUUUUCGCCCGAUUUGCGAGAUUACGUUGUGCACUUGGAGAAUAGGUGGAACAAUGCACAACAGGUACAUGAUCCCAAUGAUGAAAAGAAGGUAGGUGGUGAUUUUUCUCCAACACUUUCUCUAGAUAAGAAAGUUAAGGUAGGGAAUUUGAUGGAUCAAAUAUGUGAAGAUGUGUUCCAGGUUGAUGUUGAUGGUCAUACUAAAAGUUUCGAAUCACAUCUUGGCAUGUCAACUGGUGAUGAUAGUUCUCUAGUGUCUAGUAGAGCUUCGCCAUCAGAAGAAAAUGUACCCACUUUUAUAGAAGAAUAUUUCGUAACAGAUUUACGCGGCCUUUCAGGCCUCGCUUUGAAAAAACAGUCAUCUGACCCGACUUGCUACACAUCUGCUUCUGCUGGAGAGUCUCGAUUGGGUAAUGGAGGAUGGUAUGCAGAUACGUCACUAAGAGUUUUAGAAAAUCAUGCUUCAAAACUAGAGCAGAUUCAUAUGCCGAAGGAGGCUGUAGAUGUUGAAAUUUCUUCUAGUGAUUCUGAUUAUGUUGAUAUUGGAAAAGUUGAGGGUCACAUACUUCUUAAGAACAUGAAUGUCGUCUGGAGAAUGUAUGGUGGCUCAGACUGGUCUUCUAGCUUCCAUAAUACGUCUCAUACUUCUCCUGUGACUUGUUCAAGGGAUGUGGCUGUUUGUUUAGAGCUUGCACUAUGUGGCAUAGGGUUCGAAUAUGAUAUUUACCCUGAUGGUGAAAUAUCGGCCUCCACGCUUUCUCUCACCAUUCAGGAUGUCUGCCUGAAUGAUAGAAGUGGUAAUGCACCAUGGAAACUGGUGCUCGGUUGCUAUCAAUCAAAAAAGCAUCCUAGAAAGUCCUCCUCAAAAGCAGUGAAGCUAAAUUUAGAAGCUGUUAGACCAGACCCAUCAAUUCGCAUAGAAGAAAACCGGCUGCGGAUUGCUAUACUUCCUAUUCGGUUGCAUCUUCACCAGAGCCAUCUAGACUUUCUGAUCAAGUUCUUUGGCGGAAAAGAAUUAUCAUCUGAAUCUUCUCCCAGUACUCCAUUGGGUUUAGGCAACUCUGGAGAGCCAUGUGAGAAGAGUGACAAUGUGCCGUGUUGCAACAUUAAUGAGGCAUUUCUUACUUACUUUCAGAAAUUCGAAAUAGGCCCGAUGCUAAUUCGAGUUGAUUACAGUCCCUGCCAUGUUGACUUAACUGCAUUGAGGGGUGGCAAAUAUGUUGAACUUGUUAACCUUGUACCUUGGAAGGGUGUGGAGUUACAACUCAAGCAUGUUCAAGGAGUUGGUCUCUAUGGUUGGGGAAGUGUUUGUGAGACAAUAUUUGGGGAGUGGUUAGAAGACAUUUCUAAAAAUCAGAUUCAUAAACUGUUAAAAGGCCUUCCUCCCAUCAAGUCCUUGUUCGCUGUUGGUACUGGAGCUGCAAAAUUGGUCUCUCUGCCUGUAAAGAAUUACAAAAAGGAUCAUAGACUACUCAAAGGAAUGCAAAGAGGUACUUUUGCAUUUCUUAGAAGCAUCUCACUCGAAGCCAUUGGACUAGGAGUACAUUUAGCUGCCGGAGCCCAUAAUGUUCUUCUCCAAGCCGAAUACAUCCUAGCAAGCAUACCACCCUCUGUACCAUGGCCCGUAGAAAGCAAAGUGGGUACAAAUGUGAGAUUAAAUCAGCCUAAUGAUGCCCAACAAGGAAUUCAACAGGCUUACCAAAGCAUUAGUGAUGGCCUUGGAAAAUCGGCUUCUGCCUUGGUGCAAACUCCAUUGAAAAAGUACCAAAGAGGUGGUAGUGUGGGGUCCGCUUUGGCUACUGCCGUGCAGUCUGCCCCAGCUGCAGCUAUAGCCCCGGCUUCUGGUGCUGCUCGUGCAGUGCAUUGUGCUCUUCUUGGCUUUAGGAACAGCCUUGACCCAGAGCAUAAGAGAGAGUCUGUAGAAAAAUACAUGGGGCGAACUCCUCCUCGAGAAUUCAUGCAAUAG
Molecule: messenger RNA, 5826 nt
Organism: Striga hermonthica
Lineage: Eukaryota; Viridiplantae; Streptophyta; Magnoliopsida; Lamiales; Orobanchaceae
Source: the annotation of a GenBank genome assembly